Penicillium manginii is the source of this 1410-nucleotide messenger RNA. RefSeq lists its product as uncharacterized. NCBI's taxonomy places the organism in Eukaryota, Fungi, Ascomycota, Eurotiomycetes, Eurotiales, Aspergillaceae. Bases 1 to 1410 code for a protein of 469 amino acids. The record is from RefSeq and is a predicted model, not a curated record. The transcript has a single exon. Gene Ontology annotation, molecular function: protein binding.
AUGCUCUCUACGUUACCAGCAGAGCUACUGCUCUCAAUAGCAAGCUAUCUUGAUAGCCACACGGACACUCUGCGGCUCGCAUCCAGCUGCCGUACCCUUUAUCCACUUUUGUUACCCAAGGUUUUUACAUCGCUCGACCUGAUACAGCAACAAAAUGGCCAAUUGAGUCAUCUGGUACACACACUCGCAUUCAAGCCGGCAUUAGCGCAGGAAGUGCGCACCCUCCGUGUCUCCCAUGGCUUGCGACCGACUUCCGGAGUGCGAUAUGAACAGGAGGUUGUCCUGCCAAUUCUGAAAUCAGCCCGGAUACCCAACGACAACCUAUCCAUGUGGGAUCGGGAACUACAGAGUGAAGAGAAUAAUGAUGCAUGGACAGUUCUGCUUCUGGCCCUCUUGCCUAAUCUGCAGGACCUAGUCCUGCAGGUUCAUGAAUAUUCAAACUACACUCUCGAGUGGAUGGCCAGGACUGCCGAAAAAGAAAGUUCUGCUUUAUCACAAUUAAGACACCUCACAGUUGUGUGCUCUGAUACAGAUGGUGGUCUUAGCUCAGAGAACUUUCUGCCAAUACUUCGGCUGCCCUCGUUACGAAGCUUUUGUGGCCAUAUGAUAUGUGAUGGUGGUAGCACUGAUGAGGAAUAUGCCGAAGAUCAAGAGUUUCAUGCGGCCAGCUAUGUCCCUGACAAGACUCGGUACUCUAAUGUCACACAUAUCCACCUCAAGUCCAGCUGUUCUCGAAGAGGCUUUGCAGAAUUGAUCGCUGCACCCAAAAGUCUCGAAUCUUUCAUCUUUGAACAUUCCAAUAACCCAAAUUACUCGGAUGAUGAUGGGAUGUACGCGUCAAGAUACUACCCACCAUUGCUGAGACAUCGAGAGACCUUGCAAACGUUAAUUCUAACCGACGAGUGCACCGAUGAUUAUGCUGCUUAUCAGAGUCACGACUAUGAUUACGUCGGGUCAUUUGCGGGAUUCAGUGCGCUGAAGAAAGUUCGGCUGCAGAUAUCUCAUAUACUAGACUGGAACCAGGACUGGGGCAACCGAGGCAAGACAUCAACUAAUAGAUUUAGUGAUAUUUUGCCUCUAUCGCUAGAAAGUCUAGUCCUCGAUGACCUAGAGACAGAGCAUACAGCUGAACUAGCCGAGGCGUUCAAAGACCUGCUUUUAGGAGGGAGGUGCUGCUGCCCAAACCUGACUUAUCUAGAGGUCAAGGGAAACUGGAUGCAUGUUCAGCAGUCAACUGAGGAAUCCAACGCUAAACCUCGUCCUAUACCUGCAAUGUUAGAGGAGUUUGCGGACUUCAAGGUGGAACUUGACUUGGUAUGUUCGGCUGCGGGAGUUGAGUUUCAUUUACGUGAUUUGCAUGUGGAGGAUAUCAUCAAGCAGAAUUGUUUGUAUGGAUUUUACAGUGACUAG